Nasonia vitripennis (jewel wasp) is the source of this 2857-nucleotide messenger RNA. It is a transcript of the gene Spt, whose product is annotated as serendipity locus protein alpha. Gene Ontology annotation, molecular function: beta-catenin binding; actin filament binding. Gene Ontology annotation, cellular component: membrane; adherens junction; cytoplasm. The transcript is spliced from 12 exons. The record is from RefSeq and is a predicted model, not a curated record. Lineage: Eukaryota; Metazoa; Arthropoda; Insecta; Hymenoptera; Pteromalidae. The coding region runs from base 1 to 2361 and encodes 786 amino acids. Gene Ontology annotation, biological process: cell-cell adhesion; cellularization; cell migration.
AUGACGCUCAAAACUAAACAAAUGUUGAGAAUCUUCAACCCUAUUGACGAACUGAUAAAAAAACUGGAAGAAUUAUUGAACGACAAUGAAGACAAAUCUGUGGAAAAGGUGUGCUUGAAAAAAUUGAUUUGUGACCAACUUAAUGCACUGGCCCAAAAGUUGGACGCUGCAUCGAAUGACAAUGUUGACAGUUAUCGAGAAAUGAAAAAGAAGAUAACAGCCAUAAUCGAGGAAUUUUGCAUAAUGGACUUCAAGAAAAAGGACAAUCAAUUGGAGGGUCAAAUAGAUGAACAAAUAUUUGGCUCACUAACCGAGAAGUUUCUAAGUUUAUUGGAAAAUUUAGAAAAGUCAGAAACUUUUUCUAUCAAACAAAGCCUUCAAGAUUGUUUACUCUAUAUCAAAGAAAUGGGUUCUGCUUGUGAAAUAGAAGAUUUGCAAAAUAUAAAGGAACUCGGAGCAUCUAUAGCAGAAAUUUUCAAACCUUUACAAAUUUACAAAAGAAAUUUGGCAUCAAAUCUUUUAGCAGAUAAGUUAGCUCUAUUUUGUUGUCAGUUGUGCACAUCGUUUGGUAUGUUGGUGCUUGUUAUAAAAGAGCAACAUCAAUUGAAUGUCCCAAUUUAUACCUGUAAAAAGUAUAUAUGUGAAAGAUUGUGCCUAUGUUUUGAGUCUAUUAUAGGCAUCUUGAAUGCUCCAAAUCCUUCUGAAGAAGAUGAGCAUUUUGAACUGGAAAAUAAUUUUGUUUAUAGAAUUGAUUUAGUUUUAGAUAUUAUAUCAGACCUCUCCAGCAAAGCACAGUCAGAACAAGUUAAUGAUUGUGCUGAUUUAUGGUUUGGUAUUGAAGAUGUAUUUGCUCAUGCAAUGUCGAUAGCACAAGUUUGUCAACCAUAUAGUUUUAAAGCUAUCAGUGGAUCUUGUCAAACUAUCUUAACAGAAUAUGAAAAUUUAAAGAAACAGCUACAGUCAGAUCCUCCCGAUCCUACCAUGAACAAUUUGUUUAUGAAUACUUUGACAGAUUCAUUGUAUCGUUUGGAGCGAAAGAUUAAUAUUUCAGUUCUCACACUAGUGAUGGAAGUCUUUAGUGAUCCUUUUGGCGCUCUAAAGAGAUUGAUUAAAAUUUGCGGCACCUCUUUGCAUGUGAGCGAACGGACGACUAACGAUCUUGAUUCUGCUAUUGAAGAAUUUGAUCAACUAUCGGAUAAGGCUGUACUAAUAGGGAAAUUUGCUAUUGCAUGCUGCAGAGACAAAAACAGGGCUGCAAGAAUUAAGAAUUGUCUGGCAAGUUUUGAAUCGCUUGAAAUGGAAUUGGUUCCAGCUAUUUCUGCUUUUUAUUUGCAUCCUAACAAUAAAGAAAUGCGUGCCUCUGUAAAACUUCUCACAGAACAAUGGCAGUUUGAAAUGAACAGAUUUCAUCAUACUGUUAAUCUAAUCAUUGACCCAGCUGCCUACUGUCAGAUUGUUUUGGAUAAUGUGCAAGAGCAGAUCAAUGAAAUGUCAAACAGUUUGGAUAAUAGACAAGAUAUAACGCAAUUGCAAGUACAACAUGUAGUUCAGAGAGCUUUAUCAUUAUCAAAGCAAAUCAAUGCUACUCUCGAAGAUGUUGGACAGGAAAAUAUUGACAAACAAGCAAUUAUGACGAUUCGCGAAUUUAAAGCUGGAAUUUAUGAAGCUGAUGCAGCUUCUAAAAAGUUUCUCAUAAAUAAAGCUACAGCCCCUGAACAACUUAGAGUUAUCCACCGAUGUGAAAUAAUGCUAAAAGUGAUUAAGAGACUGCUUCCUGUGCUUUCUAAUAUUGUGAAUAAUUCUGUUACUAUGAGUACUGUAAAUACUGCGCAUGAUAGUAAAUCAAAAGCUAAGAAGAGUUUAAUUUGUACAAGUGCAGUUGGUCUCAGUUCUCAGUCAAGUUUUCAGGAACUUUCAAUCGAUAAAAAAUCAUCAAACUACAUUCGAACACCUUAUUCAGUAAAAAGCUGUAAAAAACCACUUUCGAUCCAGCCUGCAAACACUGUUCUUCGAAAUGAGUCAGAUGUAUCCAUUUUAAUUCCAUAUAUUGAGAAAGGUCGGAUGAUGCGUGCAGAAUGGUCAGUGAUGUACAAAACUCCACAAACUUGCAAGUCAGAAAAACCUAUACAAAAUAUGUUAAAAAUGCGGAAUCUUUCAAGUGUUAGACAACAUUUAUUUAGCAGAGACAGCUUUCUAGAUGAAACUGAAAUAGAUCUCACAAGUGAAAGUUUGGACUUAACAAAUAUACUGGAAAACAUUACCGGGCUCUCUGAGACAUUAACUUCGGUAGCAAGCAAUAAAAGUACUUUUGAUAAAAGUAAAAGUACAUCUUCUUCUUCAGAACAAGUGAUACAUAUAUAAUACAGGUAAAUUGAAAAAAUGUAUCAUCAAGUAGUGAUGUGAACAAAUUCUUCACUUAAUUCGGACGUUAAGCUUGUCCGUUAUUGGGUUACUGAAAUUGUUGUUUUAAAAAGCAGUACCUUUGAUAAUUAUGCUUAUCAAUUAUUUUGUGCAAUUUCUACUAUAUAUUUAAAAAAAUUCAAAUUUAAAAGUAGUCUAUGACCAAUGAGUUGGCAAGUAAAAAUAUUUAGUAUUUUGUUAUAUAGUGUUUAAUGUGGACUUGCAUCAGUUUCAGUAUUUCUCGUUACUACUCUAUAUUUAUUUAUUUAAAAGAAGUGCAUAAGGUUGGCUAAAGAAGGUUUAACAUAGUCAUAUUUUUAAUAAAAGUAUAAAUUUAUUACAAGUUAGAGCAUUCACAGUAUAAAUAAUUAUUUACGCAAUAACAAUCGAUAUUGCUAUAAUAUUGUAAAAUAACAUUUCAUAGCCAUACAAUAAAUCAUCUUCUCAUCAUCUUUAA